AUGGCGGUGGCGAUAUCGACCUCCGGGGUCGGUAUCAGCAGCCGCAAGGUUAUCAUCACCAUGGCCAACCACCUCUCAACGCCAAUCUCCAGCCGUCAAACGAGUACCCUGACCCAAACAUACGAUGGGCCCACUACCACGAGGGCUUCCGCGCUGGGCAGCACGCGGCGGCAGACCAGGAUCAUGGCGGGCAGCUACAUCGUGGUCGCUACCCUGAACACCAACCCACGGCCGAGGACCGAGAAAGGUGGACGAACCGUGAUCAGGGAGAGCAUGAGACGCGGAGAACACGCCGUCCACGUGGGAGAGGAGCGGCGGUCAUCACCACCACCAUCACCAUCAUUUUCUCCAAAGCGAGAACAAUUCAUCGUCGUCGUCGUCGUCAUCAUCGCGCAGGCGCUCGUUCUGGCCAUGGCGUAG
Messenger RNA from Anthostomella pinea, 420 nucleotides. Lineage: Eukaryota; Fungi; Ascomycota; Sordariomycetes; Xylariales; Xylariaceae. The record is from the annotation of a GenBank genome assembly.